AUGAAUAUCGUUAUAGAACCUUUUACAAUACUUUUAUCAGCAUUUGCAAUAUCAAUGAAUAUAUUCCUAUUUGGGUAUUUUAUUCAUAAAAGAAUAGCCCUUACUAGUCAUCAAAUCAAACUACAAAUUUACACAUUAAUCUUUUUUAUUUUAUAUUUAUCAUACUUUAUAUCUCUUUUAAUUAAGUCCUACAAUCAACAGGUAUGGGAGUAUGACUUAUCUGAGUAUUUUAAGUCAUCAAAAAAGCUACAAAUAUUAACUGAAAGUUUUCUUAAGGGACUAGUCAUACUAAUUUUUAAUUUGUUUGUUUUAGGACUUUCCGAAUUAGACACACUUUUUAUUAAUGAAAGUAAAAUAACUAAGAUUGUUACAAUUGGAUAUUUUCUUUUAAGGAUGUAUCCAAUUGGGGUUAUCAUUACAAAGGUAAAAUCAGAUUAUGAACUAGCCAUAACAUUUUAUGAAUCAUUUGCUAUUGCCGAAUCAGGAAUUCUUUUAUUAGGAUUUAUUUUUUUAUUAAAUAGAUUUUUACAUGUUGAUAGUGAAUUAAUAGAAAAUAACAUAAUUGAUAGGUUUGCACUACAAAAGUUAAUUAACAAGUUAAAAAUGAUUUGUAAAAUAAUUUUAUUUGGAUUGAUUGGUGAUAUUGUUUACAGAAUUAUACUAAUUUUUUUAGCAUCAAAAGAUAAAACUAAUAAUCUUUUACUUUUAAAAGAUUUUACUUUAUUUUUAAGAAUUUCCUCUUUUGAGUCAAUAAUCAUAGGAUCACAAUUAGCCUGUUUUUUACCACUCACCAACAGUAAGAAUGUUUUAACAAUGAUAAGAGAUGCACUAAAUGAAAAGAAAGACUUAUUAAAAGAUUUAUUUGAGUACUCAACAACCAGAAUGGAAGACAGCACUUAUGAUGAUACAAAAACAGAAAAUAAUUAA
Molecule: messenger RNA, 927 nt
Organism: Hepatospora eriocheir
Lineage: Eukaryota; Fungi; Microsporidia; Hepatosporidae
Source: the annotation of a GenBank genome assembly